Messenger RNA from Nematocida minor, 3368 nucleotides. RefSeq lists its product as uncharacterized. Gene Ontology annotation, cellular component: nucleoplasm. Lineage: Eukaryota; Fungi; Microsporidia. The annotation marks the transcript as partial. The record is from RefSeq and is a predicted model, not a curated record. The transcript has a single exon.
CUCCAAAGAAAGAAAAAAAGAAAGAAGAAGCUAAGCAAAGCAAAAAACAGCCAGAAGACAGCUCAGAGAACUCAGAAGAUGAAGACUCUGUGAGCUCAGAGGAGGCCAGCACAGAAAAGAAAGUGCAAAAUAGCAAGAAAAGUAGCAAAGAUCCCAAAAAGAGCAAAAAUGAAAAGAAGAGUAAUGAUAGUGAUACUGACGGUGACACUGAAGAUGAAAAGGACAGAGAAGAUGAAGAGGUUAGAAAGGACACUAAGGAUAGUAAAAAGGGCAAUAAAGAUAUCAAAGAUAAGAAAGAUUCUAGAUCAGAUGAUGAGAAAGAUUCUAAGAAAGACAAAAAGAGUAAAAAGGACAAGAAGAGUAAAAAGGACAAAAAAGGCAAGAAAGAUGAUGAGGAUGACACUAAAGAUAAAAAAAGCAAGAAGAAGAAAGACGCUAAGAAAGAUAAAAAGGGUAAAAUAGUAGGAAAUGAAAAGCGGAUAAAAUCUGAAAAGAAAGAAGACGGCCACAUAAUUAGUGAAGAGAUUAGGCAAGGAACGGCCACCGAAAUAGACGGCAAAGAGAGCACAAAAAAAGACACUAAGACAGUAAACCUGACGAUAAGACACGACUCAGAGGAUGCUACACUGAAGCCCAUCACUACAGAAAUGCUGGGAAGACAGGAUGCAUUAUACGGCACUACCCUGCUUGAAAAGUCAAAAAGCAAAUUACUAAUUGAUUUUAAAAAAAUAUCAAAGCCUCACCACGAAACAGAGGAAAGCCUCAAACGGCUCGCCAGAGCAGACCAAAUACUUGCAAGACUCACUUUGUACUACAGCAGAAACAAGAGCUUCCUUUCAAAGGUAGAUCUGCUGGUGAAAACAGCAAAAAAGCUUAGCACAGCUUCAAUACAGAGAAUAUUCCUGCAUGUGCUGCACAAACUGGACAACCCAUACAUUGUCCUGUACGUUCUAUCUAAAUUCAACCAGGGACCCGUCUUUCUGUCCGAUGACUGUGCUGUUCAGCUGGCUCUGUUUAUCCGGUCCAUCAAAGAAAUACAUUUGGAGAACAUUCCGUACUCAAAAAUAAUUAGAGAACUCUUUGCGACAUGCGUCAUGCCAGAUGUAACGGUGGAGCACGCAUAUGGCAUACUUUCUGAGGUAGAGCAGGAUGGAUCUGUGCAGUCGCUUAUGAUAGAUCUUUACGGGCGGAUGCACAUUGUAAACUACUACAAAGAGCUGUGCGCCGGCUUAUUCAUCAGAAACAUCAGCAGAAAUUUAAUGUAUUCGGUUAUCUACACGAUCAGCGACCAAAGAGUGGCAAAUGACGGGCUGAAUUUAAUGUUUGAAAAGCUAAAUGAAUAUGCAGCAAACACCAUCGUAGAGAAGAAUGUAGUCUCAUUUGCGCGCACUAUCUGGGCCCUGCUCACAGUGCACAUGGAUGCCCUUGAUGACCGGUUUACUGCAAUUAUAAACUACAUAAGAUACUUCUGCAAUGCGUUCACAGACACUUCGUGCGAGUUCUUCACAGACAAAGAUGCGUCAGAUAUAAUCGAUACAAUCGACUUACUGGCUAGCACAGCCAUCAACAGAAGCAUCCACAUACGCGAAAGCGGAAACAGCGCAAAAGGAGACAAAAGUGGCCAUAUCAUACAGAAUGACAUUAAAAAGAAAGAAAUACUAAAGAAAAAAGAGGUACGGAUUAUCCCAGAAAUGGAAAACGUAAAGUAUUCCGAUGAUUCAGAAGAAGUAGAUGAUAAGCCAGAAGAAGGAGACAAUGUGAGCGUAAAGAGCAGCACAAGCACAGCAGAGAGCAGCCCCGGCACAGAGGAUAGACUGAACAAUGUAAGCAUAAACCAGGAGAAACUACUCGUGUUCACUACAAUGAUAAAUGAGCAGUACAAAUCCGUGUACAAAAAAGUAGAAGAAGCCGUUAAAUGGCAAAAAAGGCCAACAUAUGAUACACUGUUGUACGCCAUGUCGCACAUCAAGAUACUUCAUAUCUUACUCUAUCUUUCCAGGCUCUGUGGAUCGACUGAGAUUCUUGUGCCAAACCACUACAAUCUGCUUCUAUCAAUCGAUGCUCCCACAAACUUUGACGCCAAGAAGUAUGAUGGCACGCAGAGCCUUCUAGACAAAAUAUUUUCUGAAAAAUGGAACUCACUUGGGUUUCUUCUGAAAGAGGGCCUCGCUUCUUCUGCAGACCCAAACUUUUCUCGAGACUUGCUGCGGCAAAAGUCUCCCUACCUUCUGUUCCAGAAAAUAUCAGCAAGCGUGCACCUAUUCAACUUCCCGCCUAUUUCUGUGUUUCUGGAAAGCGGCCAUAUUUACGACUCCAUCUAUCUCCAAACCCUUCCAAAGUAUGCGCUGCACAAGAACUUCCUGGUUUCUCUCAAAAAAAUAGUGCGCACCUUUAUCAGCAAAGUGGAAAAAGAGGCGCUGGCUCUUCUUGUGCGCAGACUGAUAGAGCUGGACGGAUUCUACACGGAAAGAGAGAUAAAAGAGGGAAGAAAAAAGGCGCAGGACCCAAACAGCUAUGCAGCCGUGAAGAGCUCAGUUAGGGAAACAAUUGCGUCUGUUUUUUUGACAGAAAUGGACCUAUCUGCUAUUAACGGAGUAAACCUGACAGUUGACAGCAGGGCAAAAGACAGCUACGAUGCAGUUGAUGUGAAGCUCUAUGAAGUAAAAGAGUUCAACCCGGUGACAAACAAAGAAGAGUACAAAAUAACAGAAGAGAUUCUCUUUAAGCGGUUUGGAACAGACAGGCACGAAGAAAUCCAAGGCGCAAAGGCGUACAACAAGUCUUCAAAAGAAGGAAAGAACAUAGACCAGAAAAGACAGAAGAUCAUUUUUGAUUUUAUAGCAACCAUCAACGAGAUGAAACUGUCUGAUAAGUUUGUUAUGGCGCUGAUAAAACUUCCAAGCGUAUCAAAAGUAGAUGAUAAGCUGCUACUGUACAUCGUAAAGACCGUUACGUAUGCCAUGAGCAGGCUGAGUCUCUCCGAAAAAACAAUAGAUGCGAUGCAAGAGUUUGCAGAAAAGAACCUGCACAGCACAACCUCAGAAAGCAUCAAAGAGGCGUCAAAGUAUCUGUUUAUAAAGACUAGCACGUCUUCAGAGGAUAAGCUAGCAGUCAAAUACAAAACAUACAACGGCCUUGUGAUUUCUCUGAUCAUACUGAUCACCUCAAACAAAGGAAGUCUUGAAAAGAUGAAAAACAGCUUUUUCAGCAUGUGCGCUGACUUGAAGGAGUAUGAAAGAAACGAGCUUCUUCUGCUCUUCGGAGAGGCAGGCGUAAAAAUAUCAAAGAAUCUAGUAGGAAAGUCCGAAGAGCUGGAGAAGUACAAAGCAGCCAAGGUGUCGCUAACUUCUUUCCCCAUUCUCGAAUAA